Adineta ricciae is the source of this 3780-nucleotide messenger RNA. NCBI's taxonomy places the organism in Eukaryota, Metazoa, Rotifera, Eurotatoria, Adinetida, Adinetidae. The record is from the annotation of a GenBank genome assembly.
AUGACUUUACAACUAAUUAAAGAACAAAAUCGUGUAAAAAGUAUCAUCGAGAAGCUCAAUCUUCAGCUUUCAGAUGGUUCUACUAAAAUGCCUGCUGAUUUUGGUUUUCUCAAAUUUGAUGUUCGUAGUGACAACUGUACAAACAAUCGUUUAUCACAGUUCAUUCAUGUUGACAAAACAACAACAAAUGAAUCAGUAGCUGAAUUCAUCAUUCGUGCCUAUCGACUUCCUAUUCCUGAUCUGAUUUUAUCAAUUCAAACUGAUGGAGUUAAUAUCACUAAUGAAAAGACUAAAAGUAUGAUUCAUCGAGGAAUAGCUGCAACGGCGAAAAUAAUAAACACUUGGGUGAUGACAAAUGGAAGUAAUCAAGAUAUUAUCAGACUCAUUGGAAGUGCAUUACAAAAUGAAACGGUUGAAAAUGAUAUUCCCUGUAUUGGAUUCACUAGUUGGAAACAUCUUUCAAAUCAGAAAGAAACUCUUCGACGUAUGAAUACUUGUCAUUCCAAGACAGUAGUAGAUUCGGUUAAUUGUGAACUAGAACCGAAUCAUACUCAUUUCAUUCUUUUCAGUGAUGAAUUAUAUGAUUUAGAAAAGAUUCCAUUGAGACGUCAAAUGAUUGAACGACAAUUAAGUCGAACAUUGUUGCACAGUCAAAUCAACGAUGAUCAUCAUCAGUCGAAGAAUGUAUUUCGUCAAAGUAUUCCGAUUGUUAUGUUAUUACUUGGUGGCCACUUAACGACGCUCAUCACUCUAUGUGAAGGUCUCAAGAAUGAAACACCAAUCGUUACUGUUCUUGGCACCGGCUAUCUUGCAGAUAUUAUUGCAAGAUUAUGUUUAGAUCUUCGUUCUUAUGAUGAACUGAUGAAGACACUCUGGAAUGAUCGAACAGAUUUGAAAGAAAAAUUAAAAGAGAAAAGGAAUAAAGAUAUUCAAGAGUGUCGAAUUCAAAUAGAACGAUUGAUCAAUCCAACAGAAAAUGUUUUCGAACAGAAAAACAUAACAAUUCAAAAUUGUUUAGAAAUCAUCAUCAAAAUGCAAAAAUUGAUUGUUGUCUUUGAUGGAAUUGGACGUCUUGAUAAUCUCGAAGAUGCCAUUGCUGAUGCUUUGAGAAAUGAAAUCUAUUUUCAACGUGAUAGUGGAACAAAAGUCAAAGAUGGAUAUGAUCCACGAGCAGAAGAAUUAAAAUGGUGUUUGAUUUGGAAUAAAGAAGCACAUGGAGAACUGGAAAUUUUGAUCAAUUUUGAAGAUGAGAAUACGGCGUUCGUGGAAACAAAACGACGUUGGAUAAAUAAAUUAGGACAAGCAGCACUUUUCGAAGCUUUAUGUCGAAAUAACAUUCACUUCGUCGAUCUAUUGAUGGACAAUGGAGCAUCUGUAGAAACAUUCAGUGUCAAUGAAUUCAAGAUUAUUUGUGAGAAAACACUGAAUAAAUAUGCUUUAAAUCUUGAUUUGACUAAAUCCUCUAUUUAUGCAACGAAUGAUUCAGACAAGUUCAUUGAAGAAAUCUACAAAGCGUAUCUUUGGCAAUAUUUGGAACAUUAUGUAAAAGAAGAAAAUAGCAGAGAAAAAAAAUCAACAAUACAACAACUGAUUUAUUGGAAUAAUAAGCAUCAGUUUCAUUCAACGAAUAUCACGAAUAUUUUGUUUAACCAACAUAAAACUGAAGCACUUUAUCUUUGGUUAUUGUUUAUGAAAAGACCUGAAAUGGCAAAAUGUCUGUGUUCAAAACUUCAAAAUCAAACAGUAGCAACACUUUUAGCAGCUGCAAUUUAUUUCAAAGCAGCAAAGAAUAAUAUACAAAAUCGUCCUGCAUUAAUCAAAUUGGGAAAAGAAUUUGAUCGUCAUGCAAAGAAUCUCAUUGAUGAAUGUUUUUCUCAAGAUAAGAGUCUUGCUCAUAAAUUAAUUCAUUGCAAAGCUCCAGCAUUUUAUCAUUGUACUCCGCUGGACAUUGCUCGACGUGCUGAUUGUCGACGUUUUCUCGCCAGUGAUACUGUUCAAAGACAUGUUGAUCAAAAAUGGUAUCAUCAUUUCGAUACUCAUCAACGAUUUUUAAAUAUGCCAAUCUAUGUUUGGGUUUGCAUUUUAUCGUUACUUUUACCUCUUAUACCCAUUGGAGCUGUAUUGUUUCCUUCUCUGUACAAGAAAUCUUCUGUAAAUAAACAGAAAAACAAAUAUUUCAAUCGAUUUCGUUCACCAGUGGUUUAUCAAUGGACAUCAGCAGAUGAUAGUGGAGAGAAACGAUAUUGCGCACAAAUGGUCAUUUGGUUUCGUGAAAUAUGGCGUCGAAUAUUGUAUUUCUACGAAGCUCCAGUAGUGCGCUUUUAUUAUCAUGCUAUAUUCUUCUUCGUAUUUCUGACUUUAUUCAGUUACGUUCUUUUGGUUGAUUAUUUUCCUUUAAAUAAUUAUGGUGGAACACGUUCGGGUUUUCGCCGUUUAAAAAUUCCAAUUUCAGAAAUUCUUUUACAUAUUUCUAUUUGGACUUUAAUUAUCGAUGCGUCCUAUGAGUUAACAUCACGAGCACAAUUACAUUACGAUUAUGUUGUCAGCAGUUGGAAUUUGGAAGAUGUAGCAGCCGUUGUUUGUUAUUUGAUCGGAUUUAUUGCGCGAUUUUUUAUGAAUGAAUCCGCUUUUAUCGUCUCAAAAGUAUUCAUGUCCGUUGAUUUAAUUCUUUGGUCGAUUCGACUUCUUCAUCUGUUUUCUGCCUACGAAUCUUUGGGUCCUAAACUAAUGAUGAUUUCGAGAAUGAUUAAAGAUGCAUUUCUGAUCUUCGUUUUCUUCAUUCUGAUUCUGCUGCUUGCCUUUUCGGUCACUUCUUGGUCUCUUUUAUCAACCAAUACUCAAGUGAAUUGGAUCUAUGGAGACGAUGGUUCGUUAUUCAAUGUUACUGUACUCAAUGGCGGAAGUGGCCUUUGGACAUGGCAAUUACUUCGAGAUGUUUUAAAUUGGGGUAUAUGGAAAGUAUUUGGACAAAUCGAUGAACCUUUCAAUAAUCUUGUCAGCGAUAAUGAUGUCUAUGGAACAGUUGUUUUUCUAUUUGCAAUUAUCUUUGUGGUGAUAUCAAAUGUUCUUCUGAUGAACGUUCUCGUUGCCAUGUUUAAUGUGACAAUUCAACGAGUUCUCGAUCGAUCACAUCGAAUUUGGAGACAUCAGAGAUUUUUACUUGUUUAUGAAUACAGUCAAAGACCUGUUUUACCUGCACCAUUGAGUGUCUUCUAUUAUAUUUUUCAAUUGUUCACAUCUCUUUGCGGAUGUUAUCGACGGAAAUGUUUAUGCAGAUCAACACGAGUCGAUCGAAUUCAAGAUGAAUCAUCGGAAUUUAGUACUUCCGAUACCUCAUAUGAGAUCAAUUAUGAAAAAGAAAUUGGAGAAAUCUAUUGGAAACGUUGUGGAUUUGUCGUCGAAGAAGGAGAAGAACAGAACAAUAUUCUCAUUGGAAAAGUUUUAGAGAAAAAAAUUGAUAAACUCAAUGAUGGAAUUAAUCGAAUACUUCAAAAAUAUUCUUUACAAAAACCAGAUAUUCAAAUAUUUAAAAGUGAUAUUGAAUCUUCUACACCUCCUCCAUCGCCAUCAUCGUCUGAACUGACAACUCUGAUUGUUUCUUCUCAAGAAAGAAACAAUCAACACAUACGAAGAACCAAAGUGAAUAUCAUACGAUUGGUAGAAUGUGACAAAUCCCAUUCAACACCAACUUCUGAAAUUAUCAAUAUCAAUGUUUUACCUGCUCGAAAGGCUCAGUCAACUACAGGAUUAUCGAUCAUCAAUAGAUCACGCGUUUCAUAA